GGCCUACGGCUGGGGGCCGGCGGCGGCGGCGGCGGCGGGGAGCUGGGACGCUAGAAGCCGGGAGCGCGGGGCUCAGUCGGGGGGCGGCGGCGGCGGCGGCUCCGGGGAUGGCGGCGGCUCCGCUGCUGCUGCUGCUGCUGCUCGUGCCCGUUCCGCUGCUGCCGCUGCUGGCCCAGGGGCCCGGGGGGGCGCUGGGGAACCGACAUGCGGUGUACUGGAAUAGCUCCAACCAGCACCUGCGGCGAGAGGGCUACACGGUGCAGGUGAACGUGAACGACUACCUGGAUAUUUACUGCCCGCACUACAACAGCUCGGGGGUGGGCCCCGGGGCGGGCCCGGGCCCCGGCGGCGGGGCGGAGCAGUACGUGCUGUACAUGGUCAGCCGCGCCGGCUACCGCACCUGCAACGCCAGCCAAGGCUUCAAGCGCUGGGAAUGCAACCGACCGCACGCCCCCCACAGCCCCAUCAAGUUCUCGGAGAAGUUCCAGCGCUACAGCGCCUUCUCGCUGGGCUACGAGUUCCACGCCGGCCACGAGUACUACUACAUCUCCACGCCCACCCACAACCUGCACUGGAAGUGUCUGAGGAUGAAAGUGUUCGUCUGCUGCGCCUCCACAUCGCACUCCGGGGAGAAGCCGGUCCCCACUCUCCCCCAGUUCACCAUGGGCCCCAAUGUGAAGAUCAACGUGCUGGAAGACUUUGAGGGAGAAAACCCCCAGGUGCCCAAGCUGGAGAAGAGCAUCAGCGGGACCAGCCCCAAGCGGGAACAUUUGCCCCUGGCGGUGGGCAUCGCCUUCUUCCUUAUGACGCUCUUGGCCUCCUAGCUCUGCCCCCUCGCCGGGGAGAGAUGGGGUAGGGCCUCUCCAUGGAACCCUCCCUGACCGCGGGGCCUGGACCCCUCCACCGAUGACUGGAAGUGGGGUCUGCACCACACAUCUGUGCUCCCCCGCCCUCUCCCCCCUGUAGGGCUCAGCCACGGACCAAGCACAGGGACAGUCUUGGUCCCAGGUGGCCUUGUGGCUCUGGGAAUGUCUGGUACCAAACACAGGGCGUAAAGGGCAGUGCUCAGGUCUCCCUGGCCCCCGGUACCUUCCUCUGACCCCGUCCCGCCAGGAGACCCAUGUGCCCGGGAGCUGGGCAUGGACAAGUGUGCGAGGCACCCCAUCACUCUAAAGGGGCAGAGCUGGGGAGGGGACUAGAUGGGCGAGGGGGUGGCCCGACCGCAGCCCCCUCCCCCGGUUUACAGCAAUAAGCACGUCCUCCUCCCCCCACUCACACCCCCAGGGUUGUGGUUUGGACUGAACCCACGUUUACAAGUAGACCCCCCUGAGGGGUGGGCAGUGGAUAAGGGUGACAAGGGGUGGGCACUGGGCGCCAGGCAGGCAUGUACAGACUCUAUAUCUCUCUAUAUAUAAUGUACAGACAGACAGAAUCCCUCCUCCUCCGCCCCGCCCCUGACAGUCCGACUUCCCCACCCAGCUUCAGACCCCUCCCCACCAGGCUAGGCCCCCCUCUGGGGGACCCGCUGGCCCCUCUUUUGUCUUCUGUGAAGACAGGACCUAUGCAACGCACAGACACUUUUGGAGACCGUGAGACAACGACGCCCCUCCCCCCCAGUCCCCAGCCGGGACCCCAGGCCAGGCCCUGGCCCCACCCACGUGGCCCCGCCCGUCCUCCUGGGCCUUUUUCAAGUGCUUUGGCUGUGACUUUCAUACUCUGCUCUUAGUCUAAAAAAAUAAACGGAAGAUAAAAAUAACCGAGUGUGUGUGAUUUCCAGGGGCCGGCAACCUUCUUUAACCCACAGGUCACAGGCUGGCCUGG
Molecule: messenger RNA, 1821 nt
Organism: Sorex fumeus (smoky shrew)
Lineage: Eukaryota; Metazoa; Chordata; Mammalia; Eulipotyphla; Soricidae
Gene: EFNA3
Product: ephrin A3
Exons: 5
Coding region: 108-824 (238 amino acids)
Biological process (GO): ephrin receptor signaling pathway; axon guidance
Cellular component (GO): plasma membrane
Molecular function (GO): ephrin receptor binding
Source: RefSeq, a predicted model, not a curated record